AUGGAAAAAUUAACUCAUCUGGAAUCUCUGAUGUUUACUGCUGUGCUGGAGGAUUGUGUUGAGCAGCUCACAAUUCUUGGAUAUAUCAUGCCAGUGCCAUGUGAGGGCGAGGCAAACAUCAGCCAUACUGGCAUCCAGGAAAUGAAAGAAAUCACAGAGACUCAGAAAGAGCUGGACACUACCUGCCAAGAGCUUAUGUCAGAAAGGCAAGGGGGUGGUGAAACAGUUUCCUCCAUGUCUCUGAAAAACAUCAAAGACAAGCAGCAAGUGGAAAAAACUGAAGAUGUAAAAAGUACUCGUCUUCGCAAUAUGGCCAUGAAACACAGUGCUCUGCCUGAAGAGAAUCUCAGGAAGAUCCAGGCUGACAGGCAGUAUGCAAGUGAUGUAAUUACAGCUACUAUGAAGGAGCUGCAGGAAUUUGGAACAUUUAGUAGCCUAACAGAAGCCAAUGAGAGAGAGAAGGCAAAAAAAAGAAAGCUUCAUGACUCCUCCAUCAGGGAGGCGGAAGGAAAGAAGGAGAUAAAGGCACUUGAGAAACAGCUGCAAGCUGUCAAGAAAGAAAGUGAAACAGAACUUCAGAACAAAGAUAAAAUGAUUGCUUACCUGAUGGAUGAGCUCGAAGAGAUAAAGGCCAAAACAAACAUGGAGACCCAUUACCUGAAGAGAAGCACAGACCUCCAGGUUCACCAGACCCAGAAGAAGUGCAGAAAUGCAGAGAAUAUCCUGGACAAGAAAAUUCAGGAGUUGCAGAGCAAAACUGACCAGGAGAUUCGAGUCCAUACGGAGAUUGAAAACUUCCUGAGGCAACAGUGUAAGAUAGUGGAAGAGAAGCUGGAAUAUUGGAUGGACAAAUAUGACAAUGAUACAAAUGCUAAAGAUGAAGAACUGGAUGCCCUAAAAGCAUCACGGGCAAACAACUUGGAAAUACUGCAGGGAGUUGCAGAGGAGUGCCAGAUGUUUGAGGAAACCAUCAUCAGUGACCGGGCAGAAAAGGAGGCUCGGAGAACAAAAGAAGAACAGGAAGCCUUGGAGCUGAAGAGUAUCCUGAAGCUGCAGGCCUGGUGGAGAGGUACAAUGGUCCGCAGAUACCUUGGCCCCUACGAGGCCCUCAAGAAGAAGUGGGAGAAGUACCUAAAGCAGAAAGAGGAAGGGAAGAAGGAAAGCACUGGAGCAAAGAAAAAGAAAUGAUAAGUAAAGAAACCUGACUGCAGACAUGCUCCAGGGCUGCUGCUAGGCAGGG
Calypte anna (Anna's hummingbird) is the source of this 1240-nucleotide messenger RNA. It is a transcript of the gene IQCG, whose product is annotated as IQ motif containing G. NCBI's taxonomy places the organism in Eukaryota, Metazoa, Chordata, Aves, Apodiformes, Trochilidae. Gene Ontology annotation, biological process: cilium organization; sperm axoneme assembly. The transcript is spliced from 9 exons. The record is from RefSeq and is a predicted model, not a curated record. Gene Ontology annotation, molecular function: protein binding. Gene Ontology annotation, cellular component: sperm flagellum; cytoplasm. The coding region runs from base 1 to 1188 and encodes 395 amino acids.